Molecule: messenger RNA, 1930 nt
Organism: Notechis scutatus (mainland tiger snake)
Lineage: Eukaryota; Metazoa; Chordata; Lepidosauria; Squamata; Elapidae
Gene: POC1B
Product: POC1 centriolar protein B
Biological process (GO): cilium assembly
Cellular component (GO): ciliary basal body; centriole
Molecular function (GO): protein binding
Source: RefSeq, a predicted model, not a curated record
CACCCCCUGCGGAAGGGCCGUAUUGAGAAGAGUCGAGUGCCGAUGGCGUGGAUGUCCGACCUCGGCUUUGAAAGAGGCACAACUCCUUUUUCUCCCUCCGAGUUUUCCUUCUCGAGGAGAGGCGGCGGCGGACUUUCCAAGGCGUUUUCACCUGUCUCCAGCUGAGGAGGCAAAAUCGGAGCUCGACUGAUCCGGCCUAGAGCUCGGGCGAUUUGAUGGGCUCUGGAAGCGGCUCAGGGAAGAAAAAGGCCCCUCCUUCUUCGUCUGGGGUCCCGAUGGCGUCCGCUCUGGACGAUCCUGUUUUGAUUCGUCAUUUUAAAGGCCACAAAGAUGCAGUCACUUGUGUUGCUUUCAGUCCAAAUACUAAAGUGCUUGCCACCUCUUCUCUGGACAGGUUUCUCAUGAUGUGGAAUUUGAGGCCAAAUACAAAAGCCUUCAGAUUUGUCGGUCAUUUAGAAGCCGUAACUAGUGUAGAGUUUUCACCAGAUGGAUACUUGUUGGCAUCUGCUUCUGAAGACCGAACCGCCAGACUAUGGAUUCCUUGCAUCCAUGGCGAAUCAACAUCAUUAAAGGGCCAUACUGCCCCAGUCCGCAGUGUGAAUUUCUCAAAUGACAGUCAAUUUCUAGUCACUGCAUCUAAUGAUAAGUCAGUGAAAGUGUGGACCAUUUACAGGCAACAUCUUUUGUAUUCUUUAUCCCAGCAUACACACUGGGUGCGUUGUGCAAAAUAUUCACCAGAUGGAAGAUUAAUAGUGUCUUGCAGUGAAGAUAAAACUGUUAAAAUCUGGGAUAUAAGAAACAAAAUCUGUAUUAAUAAUAUAAUAGAUUAUGAUGGGUUUGCAAACUAUGUAGAUUUUAAUCCUGAUGGUACAUGUAUAGUUUCUGCUGGUUCUGAUCACACAGUGAAGUUUUGGGACAUUCGAAUAAACAGAUUACUGCAGCGUUAUAAAGUUCACAGGGGAAGUGUUAAUUACACAUCUUUCCAUCCUUCUGGGAACUUUCUCAUAACAGCAUCUAAUGAUGGAACUCUUAAGAUUAUGGAUCUUAUAGAAGGAAGACUCUUAUACACACUUCAUGGGCAUGAGGGUCCUGUGCUUUCUGUAGCUUUUUCAAAAGAUGGAGAGACAUUCGCUUCCGGUGGCACAGAUACACAGGUGCUUCUCUGGAAGACAAAUUUUGAUUCAUGUGAAUAUAAGAAAGUUCUUGAAAAGCAUAUGCAAAGAUUACAUAGUGAUGAUCCACCUCACCUUCUGGAUAUAUACCCUCGGUCACCUCAUUGCCACGAUGCAAAAUCACAGUCAGUUGAGAUAAAUCCCAACUUUGAUGUAACAAAUAUGCAGAUAUUAGAUCCUCCUGUUGUAAAUAUUGUUUCAUCACCUACUUUUCCUCCAUCAUGGCAGUUAAGAACAAAUCCAUCUGUAGCCCAUUGGUCUAUGCACCAAAAUAGGGUGAACAAUGAAGACUUUCAGCAUCCUUCGAAGUUACCUUCUCCAGCAAUGCUAAAGAGAAAUUUGAAAGGGGAAAUAAUGCACCCUGUGGCUGAACCAGGAACCAUGGAUGAAUCUGCGGGCAUUUCACCAGUACUGAAUAAUGCCUUGGAACACAUUGUGGAGCAAUUAGAUGUUCUGACAAUUACAGUUUCAAUCUUGGAACAGCGCCUGACUUUAACUGAAGAUAAAUUAAAAGAGUGCUUACAGAACCAAGGGAAACUAUUACAUUCGGUCAGACUGGGAGAAGAAACAACAUAAAUGCUGGUGAAUACUUAUUAAUCUAUUCUCAGGAAAGUGAAGUAAAAAUCUUACAGGUAGUUCUUAAUGACAUGAAUCCCACAAAUAAAAAGUGCUUGUAAGAUUUUGCUUGUAAGAUUUUUUAACAGAUCAUUGCUAAAAUAUUGAAUAUAUUUUAUUAAAAUAUUUAUAUAUAUUGCUUU